GGAAGUUUGGCUCAGCUGGAAGAAACGGUGGCGAAGUACGAAAGGUUUGCAUGCGCUGAUCAUCAUGUCACUGCAGGGAGAUCCGGUGUAGGAGAUGCACGCAGCGGUGCGCCUGGCAGUAGUGGCAGUCCCGAUGGGUGUGCUGCUGUCCCGGACCAUGGCGUGGAUGUCCAGCGGCAAGACACAUCCAGAGCUCAUCAGCAGGCUCAGGGAUCACGGUGUGAUCCGCAGCGACCAAGUGUUUAAUGCCAUGCUGGCUACAGACAGAGGGCUCUACUCUACAGACUACCCUUAUGCAGACUCUCCUCAGUCCAUAGGCUACAGGGCAACCAUCAGCGCACCGCACAUGCAUGCUCAUGCAUUGGAGCUGUUAAGUGACAAACUAACUGAAGGGGCAUCGGCGCUGGACGUGGGUUCAGGAAGUGGAUAUCUCACAGCCUGUUUUGCAAGGAUGACAGGACCCAGUGGUAGAGUGGUUGGCAUUGAACACAUUGAUGAACUAGUUCAAAUGUCGAUAAAAAAUGUGAGAGCUGACGACCCAGAGCUGCUCACCUCUGGACGCAUCAGACUCGUAGUGGGAGACGGAAGGCUCGGCUACCCGGACGGAGCGCCAUAUGAUGCCAUUCAUGUUGGUGCAGCUGCAGCUACUGUUCCUAAAGCUCUCUUGGAGCAGCUGAAGCCUGGUGGGCGUUUGGUUCUCCCCGUGGGCCCUGACGGUGGCAGUCAGGUGCUUGAACAGUACGAUCGGCAGAGCGAUGGGACCUUUCUCAAGAAAGCAUUGAUGGGAGUAGUAUACGUCCCCCUGACUGACAAGAGGCGUCAGUGGCCUGGAGGUGAGCUCUGACUGCAGUGUGGUUGCCCCCGCAGGAGGUGGCGUUGGUGCUGCAUCUCCGGCGCCCCUUAGUGCUCCUCGUGGUUUCACUGAGCUCCAGUCUUAACGGCCACCUGUCCCACUGGGUGGUCACCUAGCAACGUACAAGGAGGAUCUCACUCUGUUAGCUUAACCAGAUUGUCUUCCAAGAGUGAUAAAACGGUGAAGGAGUGAAUGAGCGACCACAGCUGGACUGAUGACCUUACUCCCAGAAUCCUCUGAGUCAUUUCGACAUUGAUAAGGAUGUUAAAUGUGGAUGACAAAGAAAGGUUGUCUGAGAUCAAAAUGAUUCACAGUAUUGAUGCAUAUGUCAGUUUAGCCCUGAGAAAAAUGCAGUUUCAGCUUAAGGAGCUACAGGAUGUGUUCAUUUGGAUGCUUGUGGGAAAUUCAGAUGAGCAGUAAAUUUGUGAUUUUGUGUGUAAUUUUAUGGGAACGCUUUGACUAUGAAUGCAGUUAAGACAAACUGAGGUACAAGCCAAGGAUGAUACAUGAAAUUUCAGUAAAUUAACAAAGUAAUAUAUAUUUUUGGUAAGAACUUCCUCUUUCUGGCUUCAUAUUCUGUAUGUUUAGGAUGCGUGCUAUCAGACAUUUGUCACUGUAGAACAGAGGGGUAAUUGUGCCAAAAACUGAUCAGUUAAAGCACUUUUUUAAAUAUACAACUAUUGAAUUAUGUGUAGACUUACAAGAUUUAUUAAUAAAACCUGCUAAAUGGAUACUUAAUUGUUUGUCAAUUUUAUACUAAAAAGUUGUACAUCCUGUGGAUCCCGGAAGGAGUGUACAAGAUUUGUAUGAGAGAAAGACAGGUAAUUUAGUAAUGUUAUACGGAAAAUAAAGAUUCAGAAUCCACGUAGGUUUUUCACAUGAAGG
This is a messenger RNA of Plectropomus leopardus (leopard coralgrouper), 1738 nucleotides long. The record is from RefSeq and is a predicted model, not a curated record. Lineage: Eukaryota; Metazoa; Chordata; Actinopteri; Perciformes; Serranidae.